CAAUAAUAUUUUUACGAGGCAACCAAUCACAGUAGAAGCCAUACUGUAUAUAUUAAUUCAAUACAUAUAUAAUAAUAUUUCCAGAGAAAGAAUUGAAAACUUUACUACUGGUCCUGGACCACGGCCAUCAUCUAUAUCUUCUUCUUCUUCUUCUUCUUUCUUCUUCUUCUGCUUCUUCAUUGGAAACUUAUUUAAAAUAAUAAUAACUAUAUGUGCAUACAUAUAUGUUAAAACUCUUCGUGUUUGGAUCUGAUGUUAGAGAAGCAAUAAUGUAGCCCAGUUAUUGGUCAGUACGGGCUUUAACAAGUUGGUAAUAUAUAUGUAUAUAAUAUAUGAAAAGGAAUAUAUAAUGCUACGUAUCCUAACAUUGUCCAUAGCCUAUAUACAAAUAUAAAAAUAAAUAUAUAUAUAUAUGUUUUAGUCUCUCUCCACCAUAAUUAUUAACGUUGUCCACUCUUUUUAGCUAUAGAUAACCAGUUUAACCCUUUCAAACCAAAACAAGCACCUUCUUUCUCGAGACAAAACCACAAAACGACAAAACAGGCAUUAUCAUGGGCGACGAUAGGGAGGGGCGGGGCUGUAGUGACUCUUCUUGUUUCUUCUGCGCCAUGAACGAGUCCAACAGGUCCCUCCGGCGAGUUAAACUCGUCCAGUGCUUCAAGGAAAUGCCUCAAAGAGACGACCAAGAACACGUCCUGGCGUUGACUAGUCUCUGGAACAUAGCUAUGACCGAACCAAACGACCCUGAAUUUCCUUCCCUCGGAGUCUUCGAGUGCAUGGCAAAACUGAUUCAAAGAGCGGUCAACGACAAGAAAUGGUUGGUCAGCGGUCAGAACAUCUAUAUUCCCUACUACGCAGCCCACGUUAUCGGUUCUUAUACCAUGAACAAGGCUCACUUGGCGGAGAAGGCUGUGAAAUCCGGUGUCGUUUUGCCGUUAAUCGAGAUUUUGAGAGGAAAGACUAGUACUUGGGUCGAGAAGAGAGUUGCGACUCGUGCUCUGGGUCAUAUUGCUAGCCAUGAUAGAACCUUCGACGCCAUUAUUGCGGCAGGGCAUGAAAAAGAGGUCGUGGAACUAUCGAUGGAGAUAGCUUUGACUUGUCUCGACGAGGUAUACGACAAGUUUAUUGGUCUGAGCUACAAGAAAAGACUUAAGUAUCAUUCUAAUCUGCUUACCAAAGGGCUUGGUGGGUUGGAGAUUGAGAAUAAAAAAGCAGAGAAAUGGGCUAGCCAGCUCCAGUGUUGGUCUCUUUAUCUUCUUAAUUGCAUUGCUUGUAGAGAAAGGUCUUUGGAAAUAAUCUGUAACAAAUUUUUUUUGGAGGAGCUUUGUGGAAUGUGGGGUGGUUUAGCCAAUCCGAGAUCGCCAUCUGGCAUUGGACUGAUCAGAACUCUUUGUGAAACCAAAAUGGGACGACGAAGUAUAGCAGAUUUGGACCAAGUUAUAGAGACGAUAUGUAAUAUAUCGAGGUCAUCGGACGAUUGGCAAAUCAUGGCCAUUGAUUCUCUUCUGCUUCUUCUCAAAGACCCAGAAACCAGAUAUAAAGUUAUUGGAAUCUCAGUUCUUUGUCUUGGUGAUUUGGUCGAGCUUCGAAGCUGUGGAGGAAAACCAAAAGUUGGACAGAGAAUCACUCAGACCCUUUUGCAGGAUUACCAUAAAAUCAAGUAUGGUGAUUUAAGAUUGAAGAGUAAGAAGGCGGAGAAAGCUUUAGAAGAGGUAUGGGAUAUGAAGGUUGAUAGAAAAAAGAGAGAGAAGAUAAUGAGUGAAGAAGAGAUCAGUGAGAGAAAAACUUUGGUGGGACAAUUCAAAAAGGAAGGAAAUUUACACUUUUGGUCUGGGGAUAUUGAAAAUGCUGUGAAGAAAUAUUCGAAAGCUUUGUUCUUGUGUCCAUUAAAGAGGAGAAAAGAGAGAAUUGUGAUUCAUAGCAAUAGAGCUCAGUGUUAUUUACUACUGAGACAACCGGAUUCGGCCAUUAGUGACACAACCAGAGCUUUGUGUUUAUCUAGUUCCGUGAGUCCUCAUUGUAAGAGCCUGUGGAGGAGGUCCCAGGCUUAUGACAUGAAAGGGUUAGCGAGAGAGAGUUUGAUGGAUUGCUUGACGUUUGUCAGAGAGAGAAUCAAGUCUGAGAAGACCAGCGAACGCGGCAGGAUCCCCUACUACUCAGCAUGUAUGAUCAACAAACAGAUAAACGCCACGUGGAUUUUUGCUCGGGCCAGUUCUAAGUCGUGUAACAACGACCAUGAAGAUAUAGCAAAAGAAAUUAACGGUCAUGAUGAAGUUGAUCAGAACAUAAUGACUCCUCACUGUAAAUCUACCAUUUUAAAACCUUCGGUCGAAAAACAAUUGAGGAGAAGAAAGCUACAAAUGUUGGGACGUGGUAGUAAGAAAAGUAACGGCGUCAAUAAUAGGUUGGCAGCUUCGCACACGCGAACAAAAAAAACAGGUCAAAAAGAACAAGAAUCUAGAGAGCUCAUUAUGCCGGGAAACACAUUAGAAAGAUUGCUUAAUAAAUAUUGACCGUUUGACGAACAUGACUACAUGGGGUCAAACUUCUCUGCUCUACGGUUGGAUGAUUACAAUAGUUUUGAGCCUGAGAGAAGCAUAAAUAUUGUACAUUUCACUUGUAAUGUUGUUUACUAAUGUAUAUAUAGCCUUUAGUUGCA
Humulus lupulus (European hop) is the source of this 2659-nucleotide messenger RNA. RefSeq lists its product as uncharacterized. NCBI's taxonomy places the organism in Eukaryota, Viridiplantae, Streptophyta, Magnoliopsida, Rosales, Cannabaceae. Bases 552 to 2513 code for a protein of 653 amino acids. The transcript is spliced from 2 exons. Gene Ontology annotation, molecular function: protein binding. The record is from RefSeq and is a predicted model, not a curated record.